AUGGCGCCUACCACGACCGAGACCAUGAUCAUCGCCGCCGGCAUCAGCCUCCCCUACAUCAAGAAGCAGCUGGGUGACAAGUACCCUGAGGACUUUGGCGAGAUGAACCCGAAAACGGCAAAGAAGGCGCCCGUGAAGUCCGCGGAGGCCAAGUCGCUGAUUAAGAAGGCGGCGCGCGGCGAGAAAUGGCGCACGAUCCAAACCAUUCCCAAGGGCGCGAAGAAGCAGCCGGCGGCCAAGCCGCAAAAGAAGAAGGUCAAGCCGGCGGCCAAGGAGCCCGAGCCGGUCGUCGCGGACGAGUCCUCGGACCCCGACGAGGAGGAGUGA
This is a messenger RNA of Emiliania huxleyi CCMP1516, 327 nucleotides long. RefSeq lists its product as hypothetical. The transcript has 3 exons. Bases 1 to 327 code for a protein of 108 amino acids. The record is from RefSeq and is a predicted model, not a curated record. Lineage: Eukaryota; Haptophyta; Isochrysidales; Noelaerhabdaceae.